Messenger RNA from Sitodiplosis mosellana (orange wheat blossom midge), 655 nucleotides. RefSeq lists its product as uncharacterized. The transcript has 3 exons. Bases 17 to 484 code for a protein of 155 amino acids. Lineage: Eukaryota; Metazoa; Arthropoda; Insecta; Diptera; Cecidomyiidae. The record is from RefSeq and is a predicted model, not a curated record.
AUGCAAUGAUGAAGUGAUGAAGAAAUUGGAAAAAAUCAACACAACUGAAAAAUUUGCAACACCCGAAGAAUUGGCUCAACGCAUCAAUAAAGUGCUCUAUUUUGCAACCAACACCGGCUGUGCAUUCUACAAGAACUUUUACGAAAAUACUAAAGCGAAGUUUGACCAAAUCGGACAGAACAAAAAAAUAGUCGAGAAUACACUCACCACUCUGAAAGUGAUCGAAAUUCUCGUACAAACAGCAUGUACCAACCUCGAUAUAAUCAAAGAAUCAAUGGAACCAUCAAUAAUCACACCGAUUCCAUCAGCAACUACACCGAUUCCAUCAACAACUACACCGACUCCGUCGCGCUCUUCAGCAGCACCAGCCAUUUGCCCACAACCACCAUCUCAACAAACCUCAAGUGCAACUGAACGUGGUGGCAUUAAUAUUUAUAAUUUUGGCCAUAUCUUCCACUUCGAUGCUCCAGAUAAAAAACCGUAGACAUCGAAGAGAAUCAUCAUAUUUCAGCUCGUAUGAAUCGUAUGGAUUCUUAAUUGAAUAAAUUCAUGAGAUUACAUUUUGUCAUUUAUAAAAUAUUUCAGAAUAAUAAACACAAAAUGUAUUAAAUUCAAAUCAAUUGGUUCAUUUUCUGCUUUUCGAGUAUUUCGUUUG